This is a messenger RNA of Plasmodium reichenowi, 1992 nucleotides long. Its product is annotated as 26S proteasome regulatory subunit RPN6, putative. The coding region runs from base 1 to 1992 and encodes 663 amino acids. Gene Ontology annotation, molecular function: structural molecule activity. The record is from RefSeq and is a predicted model, not a curated record. Gene Ontology annotation, cellular component: proteasome regulatory particle, lid subcomplex. The transcript has a single exon. Lineage: Eukaryota; Apicomplexa; Aconoidasida; Haemosporida; Plasmodiidae. Gene Ontology annotation, biological process: ubiquitin-dependent protein catabolic process.
AUGGAUAACUUUGAUGAAAUCGAAAGAGGUUACAAAGAAAUAGAAGAUGAAAUAAUAAAAACGAUUGAGGAUUUAUGCGGUGGUAAUUACUUAAAGAUUAAGGAUGAGAUAAUUAUGCCACAUAUGAGCGAUGAGUUGAUUAAUAAGAUAAAAAUAUUGAAUAAGCAUAUAAAUGAUAAGAGUAACGAAGAAUUAUUUGAGAAAAGGGUUACGAAUGAGAAGGUGAUGCAAAUAAAUGACAAGUUGAUAUAUUUAUUAUGUGAUUAUUAUAUUAAUAAGAAAGAGAUUGAUAAAUUGAUUGAGUUUACUACAAGUAAUGAGAAUUAUUUUAAUAUAUUACCACAAGCAAAAACGGCUAAAUUGAUUAGGAAUAUUGUUGAGAAGAUAUCUAAAAAGAUACGUAAUAUUAGUAUAUUAUAUAUAAUUUUUAAGAAGUAUAUGAAUUGGGCUUAUGAGAAGAAAAGAAAUUUUUUAAGAUGUAGAAUAGAAGUAAAAAUAAUAAUAUUAUAUAUAAUAAAACAGAAAUAUAAAACGGCUUUAAGUUUGAUUGAUAGAUUAUUAAAAGAAGUAAAGAAAGUUGAUGAUAAAACUUUAUUGUUAGAAUUAUAUAUAGUUCAAACAAAAAUAUAUAUGUUAUUAAAGAAUUCAACAAAAAUGAAGGCAUCCUUAACAUUUGCCAAAAAUAUAGCGAAUACAAUAAACACGGCUAUAUAUAUAAAUAGUGAAAUAGAUUUAUUAUCAGGUAUUUUAUUUAUAUAUGAGAAAGAUUAUAAGAGUGCUUAUAUAUAUUUAUAUGAAUGUUAUGAAACAUUAUAUACAUAUAUAUAUAAUAGUCAUAAUAAUACAAUGGAUUUCUUAAGUAAGAAACAUAAUGAUUUUUAUUCUAUAAUAAUACAUAAUAUUAUUAAUACAAGUACCAUAUCUUCUCAAAAUAAAACAAAAAGUAUAAGUCAAAUAAGUCCCUUCUUAUUAUCAUUUUAUACUUUUUAUGAAUAUUAUGAUACGAACAAUAGUAUAUUAUCUUUGGAUGAAAUGAAUAUUAUUUCAAAUAAUGUAAAUUUAAUAUAUAGUGAUGUGAUCUGUAAAAUAUCAUCAUCUUAUGAAGAAUUAGAACAAGAUAAAAUGUAUUGCGUAACAAAUCCGAUAGAACCAAAUUAUGAAUUAAUACAAAAAUUGAGUAUAGACAAUUAUGGAAAUUUAAUAGAAGCAAAGCUGGAUACAAAAGCAAGUACGUUAAAUAGAGAAAAUGAAAACAUUGAUCUAAAAAAUGAUAAUAAUAAAAAUAAAAAUAAUAACAACAACAACAGUAAUAAUAACAACAACAAUAAUAAUAAUAAUAAUAAUAGUAGUAGUAGUAGUAAUACUUUUUGUAGUUCUUUUUUUAUUUUGCCACAUAAUAAUAAUGCCAAAGUUGUAGGCAAUUUUGGUCUUAACCUAAAUAUUGAAAAUGUGAAAAUUAUCAUACCCUUAAAAUAUAUGCUCUUAUGUAAAGUAUUAGAAGAAAAUAAUAGAAAAGAAAUAAAUAAUAUAUUGUGUGAAAAUAAUAAACUAAAUUAUGUAUCUCAUAAAGAAAUACAAAUUUUAUUAGAUAUAUCAAAAUCAUAUGAAAAUAGAUCAUUAGAUAUAUUUGAGAAAAUAAUAAAAAAUAGCUUAUUCAUUAUUAAUAUAGAUAAAGUAAUUUAUAAUUAUCUAAAAGAAUUAUAUGAACUUUUAUUAGAAAAAAAUAUAUUAAAAAUUAUUGAGGCUUAUAGUUGUAUUGAUUUACAUUAUAUAGGACAAAAAUUGAAUUUGGAUAUUAAUAAAAUUAUUUCAAAAUUAUCAGAAAUGAUUUUAGAUAAAAAGCUAAAUGGUACUCUUGAUCAAAAUGUUGGAAUAUUAAUUUUAUAUGACGAUAUGCCAGAAACAAAGAUGUAUCAAAAUGUUUUAGAUAUAAUAAAUAAUUUAACUGAGUCUGUAGACAUAUUAUAUGAAAAGGCUCAGUUGACCAUAUAA